This is a messenger RNA of Canis lupus familiaris (dog), 3609 nucleotides long. It is a transcript of the gene GBP1, whose product is annotated as guanylate binding protein 1. The record is from RefSeq and is a predicted model, not a curated record. Lineage: Eukaryota; Metazoa; Chordata; Mammalia; Carnivora; Canidae. Gene Ontology annotation, molecular function: GTP binding; GTPase activity.
AUCCUCCAGUCUUUUCUCAAGUCCAAUCAGGGAACACUCUCAACAUGGACUCAGAGAUCCACAUGUCCGCUCCAGUGUGCCUCAUUAAGAACACUGAAGAGCAACUGCUGGCUAAUCAGGAAGCUUUGGAGAUCCUGUCAGGCAUUAAGAAUCCUCUUGUGGUGGUGGCUAUUGUGGGCCUCUACCGCACAGGCAAAUCCUACCUGAUGAACAAGCUGGCUGGGAAGAACAAGGGCUUUUCUCUGGGCUCCACAGUGCAGUCUCACACCAAAGGAAUCUGGAUGUGGUGUGUGCCUCAUCCCCAGAAGCCAAGCCACACUUUAGUUCUUCUGGACACUGAGGGCCUGGGAGAUGUAGAGAAGGGUAACAACCAGAAUGACUCCUGGAUCUUUGCCCUAGCAAUACUUCUGAGUAGCACCUUUGUGUACAAUAGCAUGGGAACCAUCAACCAGCAGGCCAUGGACCAACUGCACUAUGUGACAGAGCUGUCAGAUCGAAUCAGGGCGAAAUCCUCCCCUGAUGCCAAUGGAAUUGAAGAUUCAGCUGACUUCGUGAGCUUCUUUCCAGAUUUUGUGUGGACGCUGAGGGAUUUUUCCUUAGAGCUGGAAGCAGAUGGUCUACCUAUCACAGCAGAUGAGUACCUGGAGAUUUCACUCAAGCUUAAACAAGGCAACACUCAAAAGGACCAAAAUUUUAAUCUGCCUCGACUCUGUAUCCGGAAAUUCUUCCCAAAGAAGAAAUGUUUCAUCUUUGAUCGACCCACUCACCGGAAGAAGCUAGGCCAGCUUGAGACAAUGCAUGAUGAUGAGCUGGAUCCUGAAUUUGUGCAACAAGCUACAGUCUUCUGUUCCUACAUCUUUAGCAAUUCCAAAACUAAAACUCUUUCAGGAGGCAUCAAAGUCAAUGGACCUCGUCUAGAGAACCUGGUGCUGACUUAUGUCAAUGCCAUCAGCAGUGGGGAUCUGCCCUGCAUGGAGAAUGCAGUCCUGGCCUUGGCCCAGAUUGAGAAUGCAGCUGCAGUGCAAAAGGCCAUUGCCCACUAUGACCAGCAGAUGAACCAGAUGGUGAAACUUCCUACAGAAACCCUCCAGGAGCUGCUAGACCUGCACAGGGCCUGUGAGAAAGAGGCCAUUGAAUUCUUCAUGAGCAAUUCCUUCAAAGACAUAGACCAGUUAUUUCAAAAGGACUUAGCGGCCAAACUAGAAAAAAAGAGAGAUGAGUUUUGUAAACAGAACCUGCAAGCAUCAACAGAUCGUUGCUCAGAUUUACUUAAGGAAAUUUUCGGUCCUCUAGAAGACUCUGUGAAGCAAGGGGUUUAUUCCAAACCGGGAGGGUAUCGUCUCUUCAUCCAGAAGACACAAGAGCUAAAGAAAACGUACCUUCAGAAACCUAGAAAGGGGAUACAGGCUGAAGAGGUUCUUCAGGAAUACUUGGAUUCCAAGGAAUCUAUGACCGAUGCAAUUCUACAGACAGACCAGACACUCACAGAAAAGGAAAAGGAGAUUGAAGUGGAACGUGUGAAAGCUGAAUCUGCACAGGCUGCAACAAAAAGACUGGAGGAAAUGCAAAUGAAAAAUCAGCAGAUAAUGGAACAGAAAGAAAGGAGUUAUCAAGAGCACGUGAAACAAUUAACUGAGAAGAUGGAGAGGGAUAGAAUCCAGUUGCUAGAAGAACAAGAGAGAACUCUAGCUUUGAAACUUCAGGAACAAGCCCGUCUACUAAAGGAAGGAUUUCAAAACGAAAGCAAACGACUUCAUAAUGAGAUACAAAAUCUUCAGCAGAACAGCAAGACCAAGGAGAAUGUGUGUCAUAAGCUGAAGACCUAAAGAACAGAGCUUUCCUGGUUACUCUUACCCAACACGUAACUUAAAUAAUUUCUGAAUUUGGAAAAAUAUCAUUAUACUUGAAAGUAAUUAAGUCUUGCAUUUUUAUAACACUAGAAAUUUGCAAAGACUUGCAGUACUAUAAUUAAAACCAUGUCCCUCUUCCUAAGAAAAUUGUAAGUUCUGGGAUCCCUGGGUGGCGCAGCGGUUUGGCGCCUGCCUUUGGCCCAGGGCGCGAUCCUGGAGAUCCGGGAUCGAAUCCCACGUCAGGCUCCCGGUGCAUGGAGCCUGCUUCUCCCUCUACCUGUGUCUCUGCCUCUCUCUCUCACUGUGUGCCUAUCAUGAAUAAAUAAAAAUUAAAAAAAAAAAAAAAAAAAAAAAGAAAAUUGUAAGUUCUAUAACAAUGGUCCAUUUUAUAUCUCUAACAACAUAGAAAGUAUGAGCUGGUACCAUUCAGGAGCAGUUUAUUCCUCUGGGUAACCACUAGUUAACAAAUGGAUACUGAGCCAAGUCUUAGGUAAAAGUUUAGGAACAUAGUUGGGCAUCAGUUUGGCCAAGUGUACAGUGGGUUUCAAUACUAGGGACAACCAUCCUAGCUUCUAGUGAAGACGGUGUGCAGUUUUCCGUAGUAUCACAACUACACCAUUUGUGAGCAGUUAUGUGAUCACUAGGCCCUGGCCAUGGACAAUCCUCCCUGAUGGAUUCCAAGCUAAAGCAAACCACUUUAUAUAGAGAGAUCUAGAAUCACUACAGAAUUUUCAUAAGAAGAUAGAAGAAACCAUUAGCAUGAGUAGUGGCUGGGUCAUCAAGAAAUUGGCCAAAAAAAGGAAACUCCUUUCCUGCUCAAUUCACCCAAAUUAUAACUUUAAUGGGACACUUUAGAAUUUUAGAUAAGUGGGCAGCCUGGGUGGCUCAGCAGUUUAGCACUGCCUUUGACCCAGGGUGUGAUCCAGAGACCCAGGAUUGAGUUCCACGUCGGGCUCCCUGCAUGGAGCCUGCUUCUCCCUCUGCAUGUGUCUCUGCCUCUCUCUCUCUCUCUCUCUCUCUCUCUCUGUGUGUGUGUCUCUCAUAAAUAAGUAAAUAAAUAACCUUUAAAAAAAAGAAUUUUAGAUAAUUGACACUGGGCUAAACAUAGUAAUAUGAUGACAGUUAUGCAUUGUGUAUAAUUCACAAAGAUGGACCUUAAAUGAUGACAAAUAAUAUAUUAGAAAACUGAACUAAAUUAUUAGAUAAUUUAUAAUCCUAUAACUUAGGCAGUAUUUUCCCUAUUCUUAACAGCCUGCACUUGAAAGUUUGCUGAUUUUCCCCAAAGAAAUUAUAGAUUGUUUUUUAUAUUUUUUGAUCAACAAAGUAAUGUUCUUGGUAUUACUUAGUAUAUAUAGACUUUAUCCUAAUUUUCUAAAGUCCUGGGUAAAUGGCUGAUGUUUCUUAAAAUGACUAAAAGUUAUUUUCAGGCUGAAAAUAAAAUAUUCUUCACUAGGCUUUUUAUUUGUGAUAGUUCUUUUUUUCUUUCAGUGUUCACCAAAAGAUAAGGCUUGACUCUUCAUAGCAAUGGUUGGCUAACUUUUCUCCAAAAGGCCAGAUGAUAAUUAUUCAUGGCAUUGUGGACUAUACAGUUUCUAUCUCAACUGCUCAACUCUACCAUGUAGUAUGAAAGUAGUCAUAGACAAUACACAAAUGAAUGAGCAUGGCUGUGUUCCAAUAAAACUUUAUUUUAAAAAUUAGGUGGUCCCCACAAACCAUAGUUUCCAGAUUAUUGCUCUAUUAAAUCAUUGGUCAAAUUCUG